AUGCAGGCUGGUUUGGUAGGUGAAAUACGCAACGUAGUAGUACAUCAAUUUAGAUGGGCUUUUUGCAAGCAGCAACGUUCAAUCUCCAGUUGCCGCUGACUCUCCGAUUCGUGCAAAACGCUCGUUUGUGCCCAGUCCUGAGCCACCCAGUGAAGAAUGGUUUGUACCGAGUCCCGUGUAUGAUGUACCGAGUCCAAAGCCACCCAGUGAAGAAUGGUUUGUACCGAGUCCCGUGUAUGAUGUACCGAGUCCAAAGCCACCCAGCCAAGAUCAGUUUGUACCGAGUCCCGUGUAUGAUGUACCGAGUCCAAAGCCACCCAGCGAAGAUCAGUUUGUACCGAGUCCCGUGUAUGAUGUACCGAGUCCAAAGCCACCCAGUGAAGAAUGGUUUGUACCGAGUCCCGUGUAUGACGUACCGAGUCCAAAGCCACCCAGUGAAGAAUGGUUUGUACCGAGUCCCGUGUAUGAUGUACCGAGUCCAAAGCCACCCAGCGAAGAUUGGUUUGUACCGAGUCCAGUGUAUUUUGUACCCAGUCCAGAGCCGUAACUCGAUCCAGACGAUCUCUAGCAAACGAUGCACCAAAAGCCGCCCAGAACUAAACAACAAGAGAAAUCGAGUCAAGAAAAUGUCAAUCAUUUUCCAACUCGUUUAA
Molecule: messenger RNA, 653 nt
Organism: Bursaphelenchus xylophilus (pine wood nematode)
Lineage: Eukaryota; Metazoa; Nematoda; Chromadorea; Rhabditida; Aphelenchoididae
Source: the annotation of a GenBank genome assembly